UGUAAGGCUAGACAUGUGAUCAUAAAAGCAAAUGCUUUGGGCCAUGUCUCCUUUUAUCUCAGAUGUGAUUUUGGAAAUCUCAGCCUAUAAGGGCUUUUUGACUGGGGUGGUUGCAGAGGAGAAAUUCAAUAAUAUUCAGCAACCCGACCUCAGUCUCAGUCCUAUAAGCAGCAAAAGAAAAUACCUAUCACUAAGUUCUUGCAGCCAUCCCCUGAAAAGAGGUGGAUAUUCCUCCCGCAUCUCCACCCCCAGCCUGCUGUGUGAAAUGAUAAGUCAUGUGCUGAACUCCACUUGCUGCAAGCUUAUCAAUAUUAAUAGAGGUGGGCUGAGAUGGAGAGGAGGGAUUAGUAUGACCUUUUCAAGCCCAUGCUGGCUCAGACAGUCAAAAAGCAGCGGAGGAGAGAGACACAAGACAGGAUCCAUCAUGUCUGACAAACCAGAUUUUGCUGAAAUUGAAACAUUUGAUAAGACCAAGCUGAAAAAAACUGAAACCAGAGAAAAAAAUCCAUUGCCUACUAAGGAAACAAUUGAACAGGAAAAGCAAAGCAAAAACACACCCUGAAGUUGGAUCAGAAGAUAUGGCUGGCAUCUACUGCUGUGGGGUUUUAUGUUCUACAUUUUUUUUUUAACUUUGCUAUUAAUUGCCAUGGUUCACCCAUUUUAAAAAUAGCACUUUUUUCUUUCUAUCUCGGUGCAGCAGGGAUAUUUUCUUUUGAAGCAAUGCUCUGAAACUAAUCAAAUCUACCUUUUGCCAUUCCCCAAAGGAACUACAAUGUUCUGUCCAAUAAAAAUGUGACAAGUUUGCCAAAAAUGUACACUUCUGUUGUGUCUCAACAGGGAAUGUCAUAUUCAUACAGUAUCUGAUUUAGAACUUCAUAAUAAAGUGUUUUCUUAUGUGUUACCUUUA
Molecule: messenger RNA, 907 nt
Organism: Sceloporus undulatus (fence lizard)
Lineage: Eukaryota; Metazoa; Chordata; Lepidosauria; Squamata; Phrynosomatidae
Product: thymosin beta-12-like
Exons: 5
Coding region: 32-562 (176 amino acids)
Biological process (GO): regulation of cell migration; actin filament organization
Cellular component (GO): cytoplasm
Molecular function (GO): actin monomer binding
Source: RefSeq, a predicted model, not a curated record